AUGUUUAAGGUCUCAGACACACCUAUCAAACGAUCAUGGUGUUCUUGUACAUUCCCUCCGAUCUCGUCUUAUUCUAGUCCGAAGAAGUCCAGAAAUGAAUUUAAAUCUCCAAGUCGGAGCGCGGUAAGUCAUUUUAGAUUGGUUCUGUUUUGGUUUAGAGACUCUUGCAAGUGGUUUGGAUGAAAAUAAAUAGCCUUUUUUCUAGUUCCAAGCAUCGACUUUAUACAUGAACGAGAAAUACAGCGAUUUUACAUUUAUUUGCGAAUCCAACGGGGAGUCUCUCAAAAUUCCAGUUCACAAAUGUAUAGUCGGCUCUAUCUCUCCCUACUUCGAUGCUAUGUUUAUGGGAGAUAAUGUCGAAACAGCAGAAAAGAAGGUUACAAUAACUGAUUUUAGUGCUCAGGCAAGUAGAAUUUGGAAUAAUAACCUCAUUUACGGUUUAUAAAAUAAGAUUGGAUUUUCAGGUGAUGAAAGAAGUGUUCUAUUACAUCUACCAUGGCUGCAUUUCCAUUUCCUUUGGCCCAAUUUGUUAUGAAUUAGUUCGAGCGGCCGAUUACUUCCAAUUGGAUGGCCUCAGGGAUGAUUGUAUGGACAUGAUCAAGGAGAAUCUGGCCAAUGACAAUCUCCUCGACUCCAUUUGUAUGGCCGCUCAGUUCAAACGACAUGAUAUCGUGGCCAAAGUGAAACGAUUUAUCGAAUUAUUUUAUACCGAUAAGGCUGUGGUAAGAAUUUUAAUCAAAUUUAUGGGUUAAUUUCCCUAAACAAAUAUUACGGUUUUAAUAUUUAUUUGAUAAAUCAUGUUCAGGAGGAAUUAUACUCAGAUCUGAUCAGGAAUCACCCGGAUACUGCCAUAUAUUACUUCUCCAAGACAUGA
Bursaphelenchus xylophilus (pine wood nematode) is the source of this 874-nucleotide messenger RNA. The record is from the annotation of a GenBank genome assembly. Lineage: Eukaryota; Metazoa; Nematoda; Chromadorea; Rhabditida; Aphelenchoididae.